AUGGCUUCCAGCACAGUGAACCCUGCUAACCAUUUGCCAUACUUCUUUGGCAAUAUUACACGUGAAGAAGCAGAAGAGUAUCUGAUGCAAGGAGGAGUGAGUGAUGGACUAUACUUGCUCCGCCAAAGCCGGAAUUACCUGGGUGGCUUUGCCUUAUCCUUGGCCCAUGGAAGGAAGGUUCAUCAUUAUACCAUUGAGAGGGAGCUGAGUGGCUCUUAUGCCAUUGCAGGAGGCAAGUCGCAUGCCAGUCCUGCUGAACUCAUUAGCUAUCACUCAGAAGCAGCAGAUGGCCUUAUCUGUCUAUUGAGAAAACCUUUCAACCGACCACCAGGUGUUGAACCCAAAACAGGACCCUUUGAAGACUUAAAAGAGAACCUCAUCAGGGAGUACGUCAAACAAACUUGGAAUUUACAGGGACACGCUCUUGAACAAGCUAUCAUUAGUCAAAAGCCUCAGCUGGAGAAGUUGAUUGCCACUACAGCCCAUGAGAAGAUGCCAUGGUUCCAUGGGAGGAUCUCACGGGAAGAAUCAGAACACCGUAUCCUCAUUGGGCCAAGGAACAACGGAAAAUUUCUUAUCCGAGAAAGAGACAGCAAUGGUUCCUAUGCCCUGUGUCUGCUGAAUGAUGGAAAAGUACUGCAUUACCGUAUUGACAGAGAUAAGACAGGGAAGCUCUCCAUACCGGAUGGGAAGAGAUUUGACACCCUCUGGCAGUUAGUUGAGCAUUAUUCAUACAAACCAGAUGGAUUAUUAAGGGUUCUUACCAUUCCCUGUCCACUUGGCUCAGAAAAUGAUAAUGUUGGUUUUCCUUUUCCUGGACCCCCUUCUAAGAGUUGGGCAGGAGGUGGAAUUAUCUCAAGACUCAAAUCGUACACCUUUCCAAAGGCUGGCAGCAAAAAGCUUCAGCCAACUACUAGCCACCCACCUGAUGAAGCACCUUUUAAUCCUUACGUACUGCAGAGGAAAAGAGAUCUUACAGGAGCAGAAAAAGGUGAUCAGAGAGAUGCCUUACCCAUGGAUACUGAGGUUUAUGAAAGUCCAUAUGCUGAUCCAGAUGAAAUGAAACCAAAAAAUGUCACUCUCGACAGGAAAUUGUUAACCUUGGAGGAAGGAGAACUUGGCUCAGGCAACUUUGGUACUGUAAAGAAAGGGUUCUAUAAGAUGAAAAAGGGUGCCAAGCCAGUGGCUGUAAAAAUUCUCAAGAAUGAGAGUAAUGAUCCAGCCAUAAAAGAUGAAUUACUGAGAGAAGCAAAUGUAAUGCAGCAACUGGAUAACCCAUAUAUUGUCCGAAUGAUAGGCAUAUGUGAAGCUGAGGCAUGGAUGUUAGUGAUGGAAAUGGCUGAACUUGGGCCAUUGAACAAAUUUUUGCAAAAAAACAGACAUGUCACGGAGAAGAAUAUAACAGAGCUGGUACAUCAGGUUUCCAUGGGGAUGAAAUACCUGGAGGAGAGUAACUUUGUUCAUAGGGAUCUGGCUGCAAGGAAUGUGCUAUUAGUCACCCAACAUUAUGCCAAAAUUAGUGAUUUUGGGCUUUCUAAAGCUCUUAGUGCUGAUGAAAAUUAUUAUAAGGCACAAAGUCAUGGAAAAUGGCCAGUCAAGUGGUAUGCUCCAGAAUGCAUGAAUUUCUACAAAUUCUCUAGCAAAAGUGAUGUGUGGAGCUUUGGGGUUUUAAUGUGGGAAGCUUUCUCUUACGGGCAAAAACCAUAUAAGGGAAUGAAAGGUGGUGAAGUUGCACAGAUGAUUGAAAGAGGAGAACGAAUGGAACGUCCAGAAGUCUGUCCAACAGAAGUCUAUGAUCUAAUGAAAUUGUGUUGGACAUACAAUGUUGAUGACCGACCAGGAUUUGUUGCAGUUGAGCUGAGAUUACGUAACUACUAUUAUGACAUUUCCCACUAA
This is a messenger RNA of Melopsittacus undulatus (budgerigar), 1896 nucleotides long. RefSeq names its product spleen associated tyrosine kinase (gene SYK). The record is from RefSeq and is a predicted model, not a curated record. NCBI's taxonomy places the organism in Eukaryota, Metazoa, Chordata, Aves, Psittaciformes, Psittaculidae. The transcript has 13 exons. Gene Ontology annotation, molecular function: ATP binding; non-membrane spanning protein tyrosine kinase activity. Gene Ontology annotation, cellular component: cytoplasm. Gene Ontology annotation, biological process: neutrophil activation involved in immune response; regulation of platelet aggregation; B cell receptor signaling pathway. Bases 1 to 1896 code for a protein of 631 amino acids.